AUGGAAGACGAUCACGAUAAGAGUUGGAUGUACAAUCGUCUAACUGAUAGAAGACAACUAACGAGAGCAUUCAUGGAGGGUUUGGAAACGUUCAUCCAAUUUGCUCUGGAGCAAAUAGGUACAUCAAGUGACGUUAUCAGUUGUCCGUGUGUGAAAUGUAAGUGUUUUAAAUUUCGAACGCCAGACCAAGUCAGGGAGCAUCUGUGUAGAUGGGGCUUUAUGCCGGACUAUGAAUGUUGGCAUAUCCAUGGGGAAAUUCGGCAGGCACAUGCUAUUCGAGGAGGUUAUUAUGGGGAAACUAGUCAGCGACACAACCUCAACGAAUAUGAAGAGUUGGUUAUGGAUGCUGCGGGACCGUCGAUUGGGCAAAAUUUUGAACCCGAUACUCAUGCCGAACCAUCCUACAUGGCAGAGGAUCCUAAUUUGGAAGCGGAAAGGUUUUACAACAUGCUUCAAGAUGCUCAACAUCCAUUAUGGGAAGGUUGUGAACAUAUUCAACAUACUGAACAUACAACGCUAUCAGCAACCCUAGCAACACUACAGUUGAAGAGUGAUCACCUUAUGAGUGAGUCUGCUUACAACGGCUGGAUGCAGCUCAUGCGUCAGGUUGUUCCUAAAGACAAUAAUUUGGCGAAGGAUUUUUACCAAGCAAAGAGAAAGGUCAAAGAGCUUGGGCCAGGAUGCACAAAGAUUCAUUGCUGCCCCAAAGGAUGUAUGCUAUAUUACGGUGAUUACAUUAAGCGCACCAAAUGUGAGUUUUGUAAGCAUGACAGGUACAAAGUUGUGAGGGACGGAAGGAAAACGACACGUGAAGCCUAUAACAAGAUGUGGUACUUUCUUCUUGUGCCUAGACUUAAAAGAUUGUAUGCUUCUGAACAAAUAGCUUGUCACAUGAGAUGGCACCGUGAGCUUUGUAGGGAUGAAAAAUAUGUGACGCAUCCAUCAGAUGCUGAAGCUUGGGUUCAUUUUGAUGAGGCGAAUCCUUCGUUUGCAGCGGAGCCACGUAAUGUGCGUAUUGGUUUAUGUUCGGAUGGGUUUGCUCCUUUCAAUCAGACGGGUAGGAAUUAUUCUUGUUGGCCCGUCAUUGUGACGCCGUAUAAUCUCCCACCUUGGAUGUGCAUGAGAAGAGAGUUCUUGUUUUUAACAGCAUUAAUUCAUGGACCUUCCAAUCCAAAAAAGAAGAUAGAUGUAUACCUCAGGCCUCUGAUAAACGAGUUGAACAUGUUUUGGAGUGCAGGGGUUCUGACAUAUGAUGUAUCGUUGAGGCAGAAUUUCACCAUGCGGGCUGCCUUGAUGUGGACAAUAAAUGAUUUUCCAGCAUAUGGGAUGUUGAGCGGAUGGCAGACAUCGGGGAAGCUUGCAUGUCCGGUAUGUUUGGAACAAAAUAAGGGUUUUAGCUUGCAACACAGUCACAAGGUGUGUUGGUUUGACACUCAUCGAUGA
This is a messenger RNA of Gastrolobium bilobum, 1443 nucleotides long. RefSeq lists its product as uncharacterized. NCBI's taxonomy places the organism in Eukaryota, Viridiplantae, Streptophyta, Magnoliopsida, Fabales, Fabaceae. The record is from RefSeq and is a predicted model, not a curated record. The coding region runs from base 1 to 1443 and encodes 480 amino acids. The transcript has a single exon.